AUGGGCAAUAUAGAGAGUGAAGAAGAAGAAACACUCCCAGAAUUAAAAUCGAUGAAAUUUAUUGUGAACCAAGGGACUUACAAGGUUUAUCAAAAUCUUCAAAAUAAUAAAUUUUACGAUUUCUGGUUCUUAAAAUCAAGUGAUCAGACUUUUGAAGUAGAAAUAGAAAUAGCAAAUCGAAUUAAAAAAGAAAAUCUAUCAGGAGUUGCUUAAGUACAUACUAUCCAACGAAACACAAAACAAACACUUUUUACAAAGUAUUACUGUUUGAAUCUUCUAACAGAGCAUCCUGCCUAUACACUUAAAGAGUAUUUAUAAAAAAAAGCUAAAAAUUAAUGCUUAACUCCUGAACAAAUCACUGAUCUCUUCGUAGCCAUCACUAAUGCAUAAUACAUGCUAGGUUCAAAGAAACAAUAUGUGGGAUUUGAAAAUAUCUAUACUGAUGAUGGAAGAAUUUGGAAAAUCAAACCCUUUCUUAAAACUACUUCAUUCUAUUAAGAGUUAUUACAAUAUAAGUCUAAAAAUAUAGUCUCAUUUGAGAUGUCUGGAUUCCCUUCACCUGAAGAAUUCCACUAAAUCAACUGCGAUAUAGAUAGAGUUUAAAUUUUUGGCCUAGGCAUGCUCUUAUUAGAACUAAUCACAAGUAUUAUUCAUAUCUUAUCUAUAGAAAAGAAAAGCAAGGACAUUUAUUAGAAAUAUACAAUUGAUGAAGCACUCUUGUAGGAAAGAAUAAACAGUUUACAAGCAGAAAAAAAAAAAUAUCGUGGAAGAUUGAUUGAAAUUAUGAUUGACACUCUAGACCUUGAUUUGGUGAGAAGACCCAACUAUCGCUAAUUAUCGACCUUUUUGAACUCGCCAGAGUCGAAAAUUCAUUCUGAAUUUAUUAGUUCUGAAAUUCAACCCAUAGAUCAAAAGAUGCCUGUAAAUUAUAACUCAUUCAAUCCCCCAGAGAGUCAAAUUUCGGAAGCAAACAUUGCUCUUCAAUAUUCCAGGGUUGAACAGUUAUUAAACAGUAAAAUUACUGAUCAUAGAAUAAGAAAAAGUUUGCAACCAAAACAGAAUUAAUCUACUUUAAUUACUCAGAAUUACAAUUAUUAUGGUCCUUUACUCAAUGGCUAAUAUCAUGGACAAGGUAAUUAGAUAUUUUAAAAUAAUUUAGGUAAACUUUUUACAAAGUCAAAUAUGCUAGUCUAUGAAGGAGAGUUCUGUGAAGGAAAUUACCAUAAUUUUGGAACAUUAAAAUACUUAGAUACAGUUUCUUUGAAAGAAAAUUUCAAUUACAAGGACUGCACUAAUAUAGAGAAAUAUGCUCUUAGCUAUGAAGGGUGCUUUAAUCAUAACGCGUAACAUUAUCAUAUUUAAUAUAGAAAACAUGGAGAAGGUAGAUUAACCUUAACAAAUGGAGAAGUCUUUGCCGGUUCUUUUGUCAAUAAUGUUAUUGAUGGUUAUGGUGCAUUUCAACCUAAUAAUCAUUAAAAAGUAAUAGGAAUCUGGAAGGAUGGCAUAUUUUAAUCUAAUCCCUCAUAACUUCAAUCCUUCCAUAAUUUAAAUGUUGGGGCCUCUGAGAAUUUCAGCUAAUCAGAACAAAAGGGAAGAUAAGAAUUAGAAUCUUAAGACUUAUUCAACUAUUAAGAUCAAAAAAAUCCCUCAGACAUCUAUGACAAUAAUUUACCGAAAUUAUAUUAUGAUGAUUAGAAAACAAUGAUUAAAUAUGUAGGUGAAUUGAAUCAAGGUAAAAUGGAUGGUUAAGGCAAAUUAUUUUUUAUGAAUGGGGAUACUAAAUAUGUUGGAGACUUUGAAAACGAUUUAUUUAAUGGCUUUGGGACUUUGUAUAAUGAAAACCCAGUUUUUUAGUAUGAAAUUAACUACUAAUAAUUUGGAGAGGUAUAAUCUAAAGGUUACUGGAGAUAUUAUUAGGGCACAUUUUCAAAUGGACUGUAAUUUAUCUAAUUUUAUUCUUAGUAAAAGUGGUAUAGGAACUUGGUAUUUUACUAAUAACAGUGAGUUUGAAGGUCUUUUUGAGAAUGAUCUUCCUCAUGGUUAAGGAGUUUUAAGAAGAGGAGACAAUCAUGAAGUUUUAAAUGCGGAGUGGAAACAUGGGCAACUAUAGGGAAAGUUAUGAAAUAAUAGUAUAUCAAUUAUGAGUGAG
Messenger RNA from Paramecium octaurelia, 2149 nucleotides. The record is from the annotation of a GenBank genome assembly. NCBI's taxonomy places the organism in Eukaryota, Ciliophora, Oligohymenophorea, Peniculida, Parameciidae.